AUGUUUCAUACGAAAUUCCAAGAGCCAUUAAUCACCGCCUACUAUAGCAUCGGCAGCCGUCCGCUGGAUAAUUGGGCCGUUCAUCAGUGCAAAGAAGGAGAAAUGCAACAUGUUCAAGACGACGAGCUGAAGUCCAACGUGCUCCAGAUACAGUCACCAAAUGUGAACGCCUGUUGUAUAACCUGUCCGAUGAAUCCCAAAGCAUCUCUCGGUAUUAAGCUGCCCUUCGUGACGUUGUUGGUGAAAAACCUUGGUCGAUUUUUUACGUUUGAAAUCACGAUUUUGGACAGCGAAAACAUUCGCCGGCGUUUGCGCACAAGCAACUAUCAUACCAUCAAAAAGCAAAGCAUGUUCAUGAUCACUAUGCCAUUUUGCAUGAAUGAGGGUUGGAACCAACUAAACAUGAAUUUGGCUGAGAUCACAAGUGACUCUUUCAAAACGACCUACGUGGAGACAGUCCGCAUUCAGGUGCACGCCAACUGCCGACUGAGGAGAAUAUACUUCAGUGACUUGUUGUACAAGGACGAUCAGUUGCCAAACGCGUACAGGAUGCACGGGACCAAGGACGUGAGGGAGAAAACGAAGAGCAUGCUAAAAAAAAAAGCGAUGGUCGUUGACCAAAAAUCGGCGGGCGACAAGUUGUAG
Molecule: messenger RNA, 645 nt
Organism: Myzus persicae (green peach aphid)
Lineage: Eukaryota; Metazoa; Arthropoda; Insecta; Hemiptera; Aphididae
Product: cilia- and flagella-associated protein 20-like
Exons: 3
Coding region: 1-645 (214 amino acids)
Biological process (GO): regulation of cilium beat frequency involved in ciliary motility; cilium assembly; positive regulation of cell motility
Cellular component (GO): ciliary basal body; motile cilium
Source: RefSeq, a predicted model, not a curated record